AUGGAGAGAAUACUUCGGCGUUACUUUCCUCUUGCAGUUCUGUUCCAGCAUUUUCCGAUGGCUUGCUUAGCCAACAUAGAAACCAAUAUUGCCACUGAUCAAUCUGCUCUUGUUGCUUUUAAAGAGCACAUAUUAUCAGACCCUUACCUAGUCCUGGAAGACAACUGGACUGCUAAUACUUCUGUUUGUGAUUGGAUUGGAGUCACUUGUGGCAUCCAACAUCAUAGAGUAACUGCUUUAAACAUAUCAUUCACGGGUUUGACAGGCAGCAUUCCUCCCCAUCUGGGGAACUUGUAUUUUCUUGUUUCUUUGGACCUGAGCGGUAACAAUUUCCUGGAGAAUUUGUCCCGCUUGCGACGCCUGAGGUCACUGGAGAUAUUCCGUCAUGGUAAGAUUCCUGAAGUGAUGGGAGAUCUACAAAACCUGAGGGUACUAAAUUUGCAGUAUAACCCGCUUACAGGGUCUAUACCAUCCAUCAUUUUCAACAUUUCAGCGUUAGAAAUUAUUGUUCUCUCAGGAAAUAACUUACCUGGUAAUCUCCCUCCAGACAUGUGCAAUGAUCUCCCAAGUCUCACAGGGCUUUAUUUAACCUCAAAUAAGUUUAAUGGCCAGUUGCCAUCAAAUUUAACUGCUUGUUCAGUAAUUCAACUAUUGUCAUUGUCAUCAAAUGAAUUUAGCGGACAGAUACCAACGGAAUAUGGAGCCUUGAAGAAGCUGGAGGGGCUGUAUCUUGCCCGAAACAGUUUAAUAGGCUUUUGUGCUGAAAGUGUUGCUCCUGUUAGUCUCCGAACUACUGUUGCUGGAAUUUCCCUUUUCUUGGGUCAUUUGCUGAUUUUGAUAGGAUGA
Molecule: messenger RNA, 846 nt
Organism: Coffea eugenioides
Lineage: Eukaryota; Viridiplantae; Streptophyta; Magnoliopsida; Gentianales; Rubiaceae
Product: LRR receptor-like serine/threonine-protein kinase GSO1
Exons: 3
Coding region: 1-846 (281 amino acids)
Molecular function (GO): protein binding
Source: RefSeq, a predicted model, not a curated record